Messenger RNA from Pestalotiopsis fici W106-1, 3444 nucleotides. RefSeq lists its product as uncharacterized. Gene Ontology annotation, molecular function: NAD+ binding. The transcript has 2 exons. The coding region runs from base 1 to 3444 and encodes 1147 amino acids. The record is from RefSeq and is a predicted model, not a curated record. Lineage: Eukaryota; Fungi; Ascomycota; Sordariomycetes; Amphisphaeriales; Sporocadaceae.
AUGCCGACAGUACAGAUCACACCCGGCUCCGCAGAGCUGCUUCAAAAUGUUGCCGAUACUCUCGGGAAGUCAAAAAGAGUUGUCAUGAUCACUGGCGCGGGGAUCAGCACAAACUCGGGCAUUCCAGCUCAGUAUGACAAGGCAGAGGCUUCAGGAGAUAUCGAAGAGGACAGUGAAUCAAAUGGGGCCGAUAUCAACGACAGGCCCACAAAGCGCCGGCGUACCUCACAAGGAAAUGAGGCCUUGUUGCACGGCACACCAACAAGUACCAGAUCUGCGUCAAGCUCCGAUGCGUCCCCAAUAGUGGCCUUUCCUGGACUUAGACUGAAGAAAACGGAGUCUUGCAACGAGGACACGCCGACCCAGAAGCUCGCUGCCCAGCCACCUGCAGGGAUUGUUGAAAAGGAUGCAAGCAAUGUGCAGUCUGAGCAAAGGCUUACAAGAUCUGUGCGAUUAGAAAAUCGGCUGGCUAUGUCGCGGCAUUCCACAGGGAUCUCGUCAUCCUCUUCCACAACUCAUGAUUCUGUAUUCUCUGCCCGAGAGAUGUCAAGGUCAUCUACGCAGACAGAUGUCUCUAUGGAUACAGUGCCCGCAGAGGAGCAUAGACUCGCGCGAGUAGUUAGAACGCCAAGGACAAACAGGCUGGUCGGAUUAUUCAGCUCAUCGCCGCUCUCAUCCCCCCCUCCUGUUCUAUUUGAUCCAUACGACCAACCCGAAGAGCCAACUGAUCGCAGUUCGAAUUGCUCCGAGCCCGAAGAUUCAGACCAGGAUGAUGGAGAGGAGGAUGAAGGUGAUUUCUUGAGCUCGCAAACCUCGCAAGCACGCCUGAGGACCAUGAAGGGACGUGACUUGUUCGACAGCAAUAUUUGGAAAGAUCCCCUCAAAAUCUCUGUUUUCUACCGAUUUGCCACGACAUUAAGGCAAAAGGUGAGGGAUGUUGAGCCAACUACAACACACCAUUUCAUUGCUCGGCUUCGCGAUAUCGGAAAACUAGCACGCGUUUACACUCAGAAUAUUGAUGAGAUUGAGAAGAAAAUCGGCCUGUCAACUGACUUGAAGAUCGGAGCCGGUAACAAGCGCAGAAAGUCGGCAAAACAACAGCGCCUUGUCGACAACGAAGCAGGCGGAACCGAUGUAUGUACUCAGGCCAAGAAUGACAGCGAUGCCGCAGAAAAGGAUUUGUCUCAGCCAUCCCAGAACACAGAAAGCCUCGAGGUGGUCAAGAAUCGCAUGAGUACUACCUCAGAUAAGGGGGUUGAAUGUGUCUUCCUUCAUGGCUCAUUACAAGCCCUGCGUUGUUUCGCCUGCGCUCAGCUUUGUGAUUGGGGCUCUGAAGACCGAGAAGCCUUGACCAUGUCUGGCGAGCAGCCUGAAUGUCCGCAUUGCGCUGGAGCUACAGCGGCUCGUCAAGAAAAAGGCAAAAGAGCACUUGGAGUAGGAGUGUUACGACCCGAUAUUGUCCUCUACGGAGAGGAGCAUCCACAGUCAGAUCUGAUUUCGUCCAUUGUACAGCACGACCUUUCCGUUGGUCCAGACUUGAUGCUAGUUCUUGGAACAAGUCUGAAGGUUCACGGUCUCAAGGUCAUGGUCAGGGAAUUUGCCAAGGCAGUCCAUCAGAAAGGAGGCAAAGUUGUAUUUAUCAACUUCACCAAGCCAUCUGAGAGCAUCUGGGGCGAUAUUAUCGACUAUUGGGUGCAAUGGGACUGUGAUGCCUGGGUCGAUGAUUUGAAGCAGCGAAAGCCUACACUUUGGAUGUCACCCGACGGGAUUGUCGCGUAUGAAAAGCUAAAGCGCGAGGAGCUGGCUGAGAAGAAGAGAGAGGCAGCAUCCAUCAAGAAGCGCGAAGAGCAGGCGGAGAAAGAAGCAGCAGCCUUGAAAAAGCGUGAGGAGUUGGCUGAGAAGCGAGAGGCUGCAGCUUUGAAAAAACGUGAAGAACUUGCCGAGAAGAGAGAAGCAGCGGCUGUCAAGAAACGUCAAGAACUGGCCGAAAAAGAAGCUGCUGCUGCUAGGAAACGCGAGGAAUUGGCCAGGAAGAGAGAAGCAGUGGCUAUUAAGAAGCGCGAAAGCAUGGAAGAAAAGAAUCGGGAGGCCAUGAUUACCACCCCGAGAGCCUCCCAUCAGGAAGAAUCGGAAAGGCCGAAACCGAAGGAAACUCCAGUGCCGGUUCCAAUCCCGUUCGUCUUCCAGCAACAGACUCUGGCGGUAGCAGGUCAAAUGCCGCCAGUGUCCUCAGCUUUGGCACCAGCUCAACCGGCUCAGGCAUCAAUUACACUCCCAGCUCCAGGUCUAUCCACAGCUUCGAUAUCAGCCCAACCAAGUCAGGCACCGCCGGCAUUUCCAUCUGCCAUUGAACAUGAAAAAACCGUUGAGACCGAGUCGCUGUUCACCGUCAAGCAGGAGGAGAAGGUCUCUCCAAAGUCAAAGGGGCCUGCCAAGAACCCUCAAGCUGAGCGGAACGAUUAUAAUUGCGGCGCUUAUUGUAUGAGUACAAUUGCCGAGGCCUUUUACGCGAUUCGCGGGGAGAAAUUCGACUUCUUCGGGUACACACCCUCGCCGAGGCCAAAUCUCCCCAUCUCGCAAAGUGUUGUGAAGCCAGACGCGCCUGGAAAGCCUGCCACGAAAGCAAGGAAAUCAAGACAUUCUGCCCCGUCUGCUUUGUCUACAUCGCAGGGAUCGUUUCCGGAUCACCGAGCGCCGGCCUUUAAAGCCAGUUUGCUCUCAAGUCCAAUUACCAAGGAUAAACUCAACAGGGCUGCCGCGGAGCUGGGUGUUCUUCGUCCGCAAACGCCGUUGCGUGUUGCUGAGCUGCGUGGUAAUCUAGAGACUGCUGGUUACAGCACCCAAUACACCUUGUCGGAAUUCCAACUACAGCUUCCCGGAAAUCCUCCAGACUUUUCAGCAAACUGUACACCAGCUCCGCUGCCAACCAGACAAGAGGAUGUGCUGAGUGCGUCGCCCGAUAUCCUAUCCUUCUCUGCUCGUACAGAGCCGGUGUACUCGCCAAGCGCCUCUGUGAGUGCUGCGGUGAAGACAAACCCGCGCAAGCGCAAGCCCACAGCCAAGGCCAUGAGCAGUAUGCCGACGACGCCAAAGCAAGUACCACCAGCCCGUUCGGGCUACACUAUCCCCCAACCGGCAGUAAUAGAUCAAGAGAAUAUUCUGCCACCCUUCCGUAGGGAGCAACAAGCUGGUCCUCGUUUGGCUACGAUGGAGCCGUCGUGCAACCCGUCGCCGCCACACAGUCCACUCGACCAGACGCCUCUGGCUUCACUGUCGCCCAACCAGCGAAGGUUCAGCCUGCAGCAUCUUCAUCACCCUAUGAUGCUCAGCUCUCCUCUGGUUAAGUUGCCAAUUGAAGUACGAAAGGAGUCAACCCCAAGUCCCUCUGAUCAGCUCAGGGAAGAGGCCGCAAUCGCACUUUCCGGGAUGAGAAUGUGUCGCUAG